AUGGGACUCCUGAAUCUCCUUAACGGGGCUAAUCCCUUGAUCGUUGUUCUAUACCUGGUUAUCAGUCUUUUAUCUGCCUUCUUGAUAAAACAGCUGUUCUUCCAUCCUCUAGCCUCUUACCCCGGACCCUUCUUAGGACGAGUCACCAGCUUAUAUGCUGCCUAUCAUGCAUGGAGAGGAACUCUUCAUAUUGAUAUGUAUCGGUGCCAUCAGAAAUAUGGCUCGAUGGUGCGAUAUUCUCCGUCUCGCUUACUGAUCGAUACGGAUACGGCGCUAAAGGAUAUUCAUGCUCAUGGUGCCAACACACUCAAGUCUAAAGCCUACCAGGCCCUCGUCCACAGUGCUCCUAAUACUCUGACCAUCCGCCACAAGGCGGAUCAUGCCCGAAGGAGACGGAUUCUUAGCCUUGCGUUUUCUGACUCUCGGAUGCUCUCGUAUCAAAACAUUGUACUACGGCAUGUCAACGCACUAUGCGACAACCUAGAAGAGGUUGCAAGGCGUGAAGGGGGAGGCUCAGUCAACAUGUCUCUACAAAGCGACUACUUUACCUUUGAUGUCAUGUCAGAAGUCAUAUUUGGUAUGGCAUACAACGCUUUGAGAGAUAGCAAAUACCGGUUUGUCUCUCGGGCUUUGGAAGCAUCCAACAUUCGUAUCAGUGCCCUCGUUCAAUCCCCCCUGCUUGUUAUUGGCAGACUUGACAAAUAUCUCUUCCCUAAGUCUAUCGUGGGUCGAAACAAAUUCCUCGGUUUCAUCGGAUCCUUGUUGCGUGACAGAUCAAAGGCUUCAUUUGCAGAUAAUGGAAACGUGUUUUCCUUUUUGGAAACAGCCAAGGAUCCAGAUGGCGGCAACGAGCUGAGCAAGUCUGAGAUCAGAGCCGAAUGUGCUACUCUUGUUGUGGCCGGAUCAGAUACUUCCUCUUCAACCCUAGCUGGGACUCUUUUUUACCUCAGCCGCAACCCUCGGGCCUACGAUCGCGUGUGUCGCGAGGUUCGCAGUGAAUUCCAGGAUGCCCAACACAUUAGUAUCGGCCCGAAACUAAGCUCUUGUGUUUAUCUACGAGCUUGUAUCGAGGAGACUCUACGGUUGUCCCCUCCUGUAGGGGGAGCACUGUGGCGAGAGAUCGGGCCCGGUGGUAUGAAUGUUGGAUCCCUCAGCCUACCUGCAGGUAUAGACGUUGGAACAGGCAUAUACAGCCUCCACCAUAACAGCAUCUAUCACCCAGACCCCUUCAAAUAUCUACCUGAACGCUGGAUUGUCGGUGAGGGCUCCACUACAAGCAAAUCCGUAGAGGUUGCCAGGAGCGCUUUUUCGCCCUUUUCUCGCGGUCCAAGGAGCUGCGUCGGCAAAGGAUUUGCGUACCAUGAGCUUUCUUUGACAAUUGCUCAUAUUAUCCAUCGAUUUGAGUUUUCUACAACAGAAGAUGACAUAUCUUCGAGGCGCUGCAGUGAAGGGCCAGGUGGUACAGAUGAAUUCUUACUACGAGACCAUGUUACAGGGGCCAAAAGUGGUCCAUUGCUUCGUUUCUCCUUGCGUGCAUAA
This is a messenger RNA of Fusarium poae, 1539 nucleotides long. It is a transcript of the gene FpAPS8, whose product is annotated as Cytochrome P450 monooxygenase. The record is from RefSeq and is a predicted model, not a curated record. Lineage: Eukaryota; Fungi; Ascomycota; Sordariomycetes; Hypocreales; Nectriaceae. Bases 1 to 1539 code for a protein of 512 amino acids. The transcript is spliced from 6 exons. Gene Ontology annotation, molecular function: heme binding; iron ion binding; oxidoreductase activity, acting on paired donors, with incorporation or reduction of molecular oxygen.